Molecule: messenger RNA, 3749 nt
Organism: Pongo pygmaeus (Bornean orangutan)
Lineage: Eukaryota; Metazoa; Chordata; Mammalia; Primates; Hominidae
Gene: CNOT4
Product: CCR4-NOT transcription complex subunit 4
Exons: 11
Coding region: 402-2120 (572 amino acids)
Biological process (GO): protein ubiquitination
Cellular component (GO): CCR4-NOT complex
Molecular function (GO): metal ion binding; ubiquitin-protein transferase activity; RNA binding
Source: RefSeq, a predicted model, not a curated record
GGCCACCGCAACCUCCCACUCUGCCGACCGCCGCUCCUCCCGCCCCUCCCCCGCCCCUCCUGGCCGGAUCGGCGUGCGCCUGCGCACGGGAGGCCGGAGGAGUCUUACCCUAAUGUAAGAUGGUGGCCCGUCUGGCUGUGGAACCCACCGAAAGCUGAGAGUCUGUCUCUCAGCCGUAAAGGUCGGACUCGCUGAAGCAAUCAGGCCCUGUUCUGAAGAGUUUUUCCCCCGACGCUCGUUCGGUGGUUUCUUGUGAGGACGCGGCAGCGCGUGGAGUCGGCUGAGGGAAAAGCGAGGCAAGGCAGGCGGGUUGUCAAAGUCCUACAUUUUAGCUUUCAGUGCUGAACUUCCUUCUCCCUUAAAUUAUUAUAAACAUUUGCUGCUGUUUAAUAAACGUGAAGAUGUCUCGCAGUCCAGAUGCGAAGGAAGACCCUGUGGAGUGCCCUCUUUGCAUGGAGCCCUUGGAGAUAGAUGAUAUCAACUUUUUCCCUUGCACCUGUGGCUACCAGAUUUGCCGAUUUUGUUGGCAUCGAAUUCGCACUGAUGAAAAUGGGCUUUGUCCUGCAUGUAGAAAGCCAUAUCCAGAAGACCCAGCAGUUUAUAAACCACUCUCCCAGGAAGAACUGCAAAGGAUAAAGAAUGAGAAAAAACAGAAACAAAAUGAGAGAAAACAGAAAAUAUCAGAAAAUCGCAAACAUUUGGCUAGUGUACGCGUCGUACAAAAAAACCUUGUCUUUGUUGUAGGUUUAUCUCAGCGCCUAGCAGACCCAGAGGUUUUAAAACGACCAGAAUAUUUUGGGAAGUUUGGUAAAAUACAUAAAGUUGUCAUCAAUAAUAGCACAUCAUAUGCAGGCUCACAGGGUCCAAGUGCCAGUGCUUAUGUAACCUAUAUCCGGUCAGAAGACGCUCUCAGAGCCAUACAGUGUGUCAACAAUGUGGUAGUAGAUGGCAGAACACUUAAGGCAUCUCUAGGUACAACAAAAUACUGCAGUUACUUCUUAAAGAAUAUGCAGUGUCCAAAACCUGACUGCAUGUAUCUUCAUGAAUUGGGGGAUGAGGCGGCCAGCUUCACAAAAGAGGAAAUGCAGGCGGGUAAACACCAAGAAUAUGAACAGAAGCUACUUCAAGAAUUAUAUAAAUUAAAUCCCAAUUUUCUUCAGCUAUCUACGGGUUCAGUUGAUAAAAAUAAGAACAAAGUGACACCACUGCAGAGCCCCAUUGACAAACCUUCAGAUUCUCUCAGUAUAGGGAACGGUGAUAAUUCACAGCAGAUAUCUAACAGUGAUACGCCUUCACCACCACCUGGUUUGUCAAAAUCCAAUCCAGUCAUCCCCAUCAGUUCAUCCAAUCACAGUGCACGGUCCCCUUUUGAAGGGGCAGUAACAGAGUCACAGUCGUUAUUCUCAGACAAUUUUCGCCAUCCCAACCCUAUCCCAAGUGGGCUUCCUCCUUUCCCCAGCUCCCCACAGACAUCCAGUGACUGGCCUACAGCACCAGAACCACAGAGCCUCUUCACAUCAGAAACAAUCCCAGUAUCAUCCUCUACAGACUGGCAAGCAGCUUUUGGCUUUGGUUCUUCUAAACAACCAGAGGAUGAUUUGGGUUUUGAUCCCUUUGAUGUCACUCGAAAAGCCUUAGCAGACCUGAUUGAGAAGGAACUGUCCGUUCAAGACCAACCUUCCCUUUCGCCCACAUCUCUUCAGAACUCCUCUUCACACACUACAACCGCCAAAGGUCCAGGCUCUGGAUUCCUGCAUCCUGCUGCAGCUACAAAUGCCAAUUCUCUCAAUAGUACCUUUUCAGUCUUGCCCCAGAGGUUCCCUCAAUUUCAGCAGCACCGAGCGGUUUAUAAUUCAUUCAGUUUUCCAGGCCAGGCAGCCCGCUAUCCUUGGAUGGCCUUUCCACGCAAUAGCAUCAUGCACUUGAACCACACAGCAAACCCCACCUCAAAUAGUAAUUUCUUGGACUUGAAUCUCCCGCCACAGCACAACACAGGUCUGGGAGGGAUCCCUGUAGCAGGGGAAGAAGAGGUGAAGGUUUCGACCAUGCCACUGUCAACCUCUUCCCAUUCAUUACAACAAGGACAGCAGCCUACAAGUCUCCACACUACUGUGGCCUGACAACAGAACUGAGAGGAGAGGAUUAGACUCUGGGGUGCUUGCAUGGGCAACUGGAUUUUUGCAUGAUUCCUUUAUGAUUUUGCUUUUAAUGUAUACACCCAAAAGAGCCAAUAUAAACGUUCCUCAUGCCUACAGCUAGCGUGUUACCUCAUAGUUGUUGAAGUAUUCCUUCAUUAGGCCUUUAACAUAAUUUAUUAGUGUAAUAAUUUUGGCAUUGUUUCUCAUGAGUGAUACUAUUUCUAACUCAUAAAAAUAAACUUGUAGUACUAAGAUCCCAGGUGAGAUUAGCUAGAAUUGUUGUUAUUUUGGCUCUAUUAUUGAAAAAUUAUACAAAGGUAAUGGUAGUACCUUGUUUUCUGGUUUGUGAAAAAAUAAUAUUCUAAUCUCCUGAAAAAUUUGCAAAUUAACAAGAUAAUGUCUAUUGCAUUCUUUGAAUACUUGAGAAGAAAGAAUACAUAUAAAACAAAAUUGGUGGUGUCAUUUAAUGCUCAGAAGGAUAUUGUUGGCGAUUGUUUUUAGUUGUCUAGAUUUAUAUCCUAUAAUAUGCAUUACAUGUGUAGAAACUGUUUUGUUCUCUCUCUUUUGCACUUUUGCACUUUUUGAAUGGUUGUUAAUUAUGCAUAGAUGGUUAAAAGAUAAUUAUUGUAGCCUAAAUGCAAUAUAAUCUCUUUUCUAAUGCACUGCCUAGUAUACCAGGAAAUGCCUCAAAAACAGAACGUCAGUUUAUAGUUGACUUAUCUGAAACUUGAAUACGGAGUAAACUUUGUAUGUGAAAAGCAACCAUAGUAGUGUAACAUUGUUACUGAACAAACAGUAAUUCUGUGGGAUAUUGUUUUGGAAAUUUCAUUGUUUAAUAAUUAAAAUGUGAUAAUAAGAUAAUAUUAUAAGUACCUGACCAGAAUGAGACUAAGGCAGAAGAGAAGAGAUUGGAUGUCCUCUAAAAUUAGGCCACCUAAAUUGUAACAGAUAAUUUUAAUCAAGAGACUAGUGGAGUACUUUAUUAGGACAUAAUGUGAAGUGAUAUUUCUGAAAACACAUUUCUUGAAAUAGUUUUAAAACUGAUAAUAAAAGAAAAGAAACUGUACUUAGUUCGGAGCAGUGGACAAAAGCUGAUUCAGAAAACAUGACCAUAUUCUGCCUAAAUGAAGCAUCUGGGAAGAAAGGGAAAGUCACACCUCCUCUUGAGAUUUUAACCAUUAUGAUAAAAGGUAUGCUUUAAUUUGUUAAAAAAAAAGUAUGAAAGGGGAUAAUGUGAAUACAAAAAAAGAAGCCUAGAGAUUGAAAACAAUAAUAAUAGAACAUGUUAUUAGGAGAUGGUACUUAAUGUCAUGUUGGAGUUGGAGUUUUCAAGGUUACCUCUGUAUAAAAUUGGAUUACUUUCUGUUAGAUAUAAUGUGACAAGUUAAAUGACUUUAUCCCAAGGUACAGUGAGGUAAACAAAAAUCUAUUCUUAGGUAUCCUUAGAUUUGGUUAACUGAGGCUGUAGAAGCAGCAAAUUGUCUAGCCAUUUAAGUUAUUUUUGUAAAAUUCAGCAUAAAUGUCAAUCUCUAAUUUCUAUCUAGAAGUGAGUUUAAGACAUUACAAGAACAUUGCCAAUUUGGAAAAUACCAAUAAAAUAUUGUAGACUUA